This is a messenger RNA of Aegilops tauschii subsp. strangulata, 618 nucleotides long. NCBI's taxonomy places the organism in Eukaryota, Viridiplantae, Streptophyta, Magnoliopsida, Poales, Poaceae. The record is from RefSeq and is a predicted model, not a curated record.
AUGGAAUGCAACCGCGCGUCAAUCACCAACCGCCUGUCAGUUCACUUCCCCUUCCCCCCAUCUUCAUCCUCCUGCCGCCUGCUGCCGCUCGGCCACCGCCCAAAUAAGCGCGUCGCCACGGAUCCACCUCCGCCUCGCCGUCCGCCUUCGAUUCUGCCUGGUUUUGGCCGCCGCCCGCCGUUGUACGGCCCGAAUCGACCUGUCGCCACUCCGCCCCACCCCGACCCCGUCGGGCCGCCCCGCUUCGUCGCGCUCUGCCCCGACCCCGACAAGCCGCCUCGGCUCCGCCUCGACCCCUCCUCGAUCUUGUCGCCUCGGUCCCGACUCCGCCCGCCGCCCCGGCCCUGCCCCGACACCGCCUCGAUUGCGCCGUCUCUGCCCCGACUCGGCCGCCGCCCCGACCGCUCCCCGCCCUCGGAGUACUUCUGGAAGCGCGACGCCGAGGAGAAAAAGAAGGAGGUGAAGAAGAAGGACGAGGCCGGCCCAUCGACGGGGAUCCCCAUCGAUUCAUCGGAGGAGGACUGGGUCGAGUCGGAGGAGGGGAAUGAGGGGUGCGACGACCCGGACACAGACGAGUUCUGGGCGCAGUUCCGCAGCUCCGACGAUGAUGAUCAGUAG